AGAAGCCCGAUGUUUCUGUUGCCUGUUGCAUGGUGACAGAAAAUUUUCAUCUGGAACCAAAACACAAAAGCAAAUUCUAAAUUGUGAAUAAAUCAUUAUUUGAAGAAAAUUAGUUCAGCUGCAGUCAUGGGCAGUGGAACAGCGCGCCUCAUUGCGAGAUACAUAAAGAAGAAUGACGCCAUCUUGUCGUGCAUGUGCCGGGAUGUGAACUUCAGCUGGCAUUACUCCGCCGUGCUCGGCUUCCUGGGAAUGGUUUUCAACGUCCUGGACUUCUCGAGGCUGCUGAUUGGCGGGCCCUCCCUCACAGAGCAGGUCCUGUCCAAGACCUGCUACAGGAUCAGGAUUGGAGUGUGGCUGAGCCUGGACGAGCGCUCGGAGCGGGUGCUGGCGAUGCUGGCAGCCUGCAUAUCCGCGCCCAUCUACUACGCCCUCCUGUUCGGCCUGUUCAAGGGCGAGGCCUGGCCGCUGGUGCCCUACCUCGUGUUCCAGUCGGCCACGCUGGGCCUGCACUGCGCGCUGUUCGCGGUGAACCUGUGCGUGCAGGGGGUGCACAUGUCUCGCCUCAGGGUGUUCCGCGCAGUGUGCCUCUUCCACAACUGGGUGCAAGUGCUGUGCGUGUACCAGUCCAUGCUCACCUUCAAGGACUACUGCAGCGCGCAGUGAAGGGGGGGCGACUACUUGGCGUACCGUCGCGACGCUAGCGCUCCUCGCUGGCAGCGGCAACUCCCAGAAUCACCGCAGCCUGCGUCUCUCGUCGUCGUACAGUACCGUUUCAUAAACAUUCGUGGGCACAUCUCUCGUCAUAAUACCUAUCAUCCAGAGGACAAGGAAAAAAAAAAAUUCUGUUUCAGUAAAGCGUGAAACCUCAAAAGAAAAAAAGUUAUUAUAAAAAUAUGUUUCUGACUUGUUUGAAUGUAAAAUAUUAGUAAACGAAAGCAUGAACGCCAGCGUAUGUGGAUUUAUUUUUACUAUUAAAUGAAUAAACAUCAAGUUGUUUGUGCUUGUCGCAAUUAAAUAUAGAAUUAGUUAUAGUUUGAAUACCAUAUCUCUCGUGAUUAAAAUAAACGUUUAGUAAAUAGUUACUGACCAUCACACACCAUCUUCAUACUUACAUAUUUAGCUUUCAGACAAUCUCACGUACUGUCUUUAUAACCUUGU
Molecule: messenger RNA, 1158 nt
Organism: Bacillus rossius redtenbacheri
Lineage: Eukaryota; Metazoa; Arthropoda; Insecta; Phasmatodea; Bacillidae
Exons: 6
Coding region: 127-663 (178 amino acids)
Source: RefSeq, a predicted model, not a curated record